Molecule: messenger RNA, 3015 nt
Organism: Hippocampus zosterae (dwarf seahorse)
Lineage: Eukaryota; Metazoa; Chordata; Actinopteri; Syngnathiformes; Syngnathidae
Product: alpha-2Db adrenergic receptor-like
Exons: 2
Coding region: 908-2371 (487 amino acids)
Biological process (GO): regulation of smooth muscle contraction; platelet activation; regulation of vasoconstriction
Cellular component (GO): membrane
Molecular function (GO): alpha2-adrenergic receptor activity
Source: RefSeq, a predicted model, not a curated record
CUUCCCCAAUGCAACUUUUCUGUUAUUUAAUUUCCCCUCUCUGCUCUUUAUUUAGGUUCUCAAUUUCCCAUUAAGUUGUCCUCCCUCCUCUGUCCGUGUCACCUCUCCUAUUUUCUUUUCCUUUUUUUGGCGUCUGAUCCAUGAAUCCUUCCUCUUGACUUCUUUGCCUUCAUCCUGGCUGUGCCAUCCUCUGCACUCAGAUUCCUUUCAUUUGUCAUUCCGCCCUCCUCUCUUACCCACUCAUUCUUUGCUCAUUUCCUGGGUGUUUGAAUACUCUCCUCAAACAUCUCUCACUCUCCUCACCGCACGCCUCUUUUUCCUUCUUUCAUUGCAGCCUCUCCUCCUCCUGCUUUAUUCCAGCAGAGGAGCAUCAGAGAGCGGCAGCACGUCAACCAUUCGCUUGAUUUAUUUACGCGUUACUAGUUCUUCUUGCUCCAUUUUUUUCCCUACUUAUUUGCAUUUUAUCUCGAACUCCUUUCCAAUGAUUUUUUUGGGGGAUGCUUUUUUCACUCCAUAUGUUUGGACCGCAGCUGUACUCCAACUUGAAAAAAUGCCGUUGUUUGUGUGUGCGUGUGUGUAUGUUAUAUUGGUAACAAGUACAAGCUUCGUAAGUCAGCACCUGGAUUUUGUAAUGUAUUUCGAAUCUUAAUGCAAAUCCUUCAAUACCGACAAAACGGAUGAGAAUUUAAAACAUGUAAUUCUGUAUCACUGAGAUGUAAUUAGAAUGUAAUUAGAGCAUGUAAUUAGAAUCGAUAAUACUGAGACAUACUACCAUGAUGGACCUCUUUUGUAUUCUAUUUGGGAAGAUGAUUUUGCUUUGUUCUCUUACAUUUCUCAAACCAGCGUAAGAUUCAUUUCAAGGCAGUCGGGUAAAAAAAAAAAAAAUAGAGACUCUGAUUCAAGAAGAAUGGACUCAGAUGUGCUCUCACCUGUAAUGGCCACGCUCCCCGCCACUUCUACUUUGGAGAAUAUUAGUCAGGUGUCCUCUUCCUCAUCAAGGUCUGCUCCUCUGCCUCCGCACUCCCAGGCAGCGUCAGUGCUCAUCAUGCUCGUCGUCACAGUCAUCAUCCUCGUGACGGUUGUGGGAAAUGUGCUGGUUGUGGUGGCCGUUUUUACCAGCCGUGCCUUGCGGGCUCCUCAAAAUCUUUUCCUUGUGUCUCUGGCUUCAGCGGACAUACUGGUGGCGACGUUGGUCAUUCCCUUCUCCUUAGCCAAUGAGGUGAUGGGCUACUGGUAUUUUGGUUCCACCUGGUGCUCCUUUUACCUGGCUCUGGAUGUUUUGUUUUGCACUUCAUCCAUCGUCCAUCUUUGUGCCAUCAGCCUCGACCGCUACUGGUCGGUCACGAAAGCCGUCAGCUACAACCGCAAACGGACGCCCAAACGGAUUAAAAUGAUGAUCAGUGUCGUGUGGCUGAUAUCGAUCGUCAUCUCUUCACCACCUCUUCUCAUGGCACACACAGAGGUGGGUUGGGACUUCACGGAUGACAACAACGACCCCCAGAAGCAGGAGUGUCUACUCAACAACCAGACUUGGUACAUCCUCUCCUCCUGCCUUGUGUCCUUCUUUGCCCCAGGAGUUAUCAUGAUACUGGUCUACUGUAAGAUAUACCGAGUUGCCAAACAGCGAGCCUCCACCGUAUUCGUGGCGAAGAAUGUGAUCGAGCGACAACCGUCCCAAUCUGAGACCUGCUUUCGGGGUGCCCAUAGGAGUAUCCAAGAAGUUGGAGCCAAGCGCAGAAAAUCCCAGUCCAUGGGGGACAACCAACUGCCGGGGAACACACACAGCUCUUCUAACGUCGAGAGCAACAGCAGCAGUCACAAGAGAGAAGAGUUGGACAAUAUCAACUUAGAGGAGAAAACUCGGGAGGAUGACCUAAAGACAUCUUCCUUGUUUUCUGCUUCACUCCGCUUCCCCAGGAGAGCUGGUGGGAAGAGGAAAACAGAGGAGGAAAAAGACACCGAGGGAUCGGCAAGCAGGUUGAAGCCUCCGCCCCCAUCUUGUGCUUCCAUAUCGUGGGUAUCCUCGGAUCACUGCUCCCAUCAGCUCUUCCUCCCUUCUCCUGUGGCACGCCAAAGCAGACAGAUGUCUUUGUCCAGAAACAAAGUGGCACAAAUGAGGGAGAAGCGAUUUACGUUUGUUCUGGCAGUGGUGAUGGGAGUAUUUGUCCUCUGCUGGUUUCCCUUUUUCUUUACUUACAGUCUCCAAGCGCUGUGCAACGAGAAAUGCAUGAUUCCUGAUGCACUUUUUAACCUCUUUUUCUGGAUCGGCUACUGCAACAGUUGCCUGAACCCGAUUAUUUAUACCAUUUUUAAUCGAGACUUCAGGAGGGCCUUUAAGAAGAUUAUCUUCCAGACUCGUAAACGAACAUAAACUGUGACUGAAUGUGCUCAAACACAAAUGUGUGCACAGUUUUAAUCCACAUUUUCCACUGCCCUGUAACAUCAACAUUAAAGGGCCUGUCUCUGAGGAUUUCUUGAUUAUCGACCAACUGAAUAACAAUUAAGCAUUUUUGGAAGAGCAACAAGCCAGGACAAGAUGAGUGUAAGAUAUUUGAAGGAUGGGGUCUCAAAUUAAGUUCCCUUACUGCACAACAGUUCACAUAAACUACGUACCAGUUUGAAUGUUAAUUGGGGGGAAAUGACUGCAGGGUGGUCUUCCCCCGGUAUGCUAUUUGCUCUCUUCCUAAUAUUGACAGUAAAAAGGGAUUCUGAGGGAGAGUUGAUCAUAAUCCGUUCCAUUUUAGGGUCGAUGUCUAAUAUGUUUGUAAGAAUCAAUGCUCAAUUAUUAAUCAAGAAUCAAUUAUGUUAGAGUUAGAAUGACAGUUUUCCAGACCUUUAUUAACAGCGCGAGCAGUGUUUCAAGUAACAUUUGUACAAAUUAAUGGGAUGCACAGGGCUGAAUGAAAGUAUUUGCUUUCUUCUCAAAGUUGUAUUAUUAUUUUUUUUUAUAUAGUUUCCCCACUUAAAUGUUUCAGAACAAACAAAUGUAAGUACCGGACAAAGAUAAGCCAAGGA